UUGAGGCAGGCGGUGGCCAUGUCCACCCGCCAACAGCCACCCACCACAGGCUUGCAGGGCAUCGCCGGCUUCUUGAAGAACUUGAUUGUGAAAGAGUCGCAGGCGUUGUCAGAGUCCAUCAACCGCAACUUGGACUCGUUGGACGAAGACACUCACACUGCGGACCUCGAACCCAACUUGAAAAACGACCUUGCCAAGAUCUUGGACACCAACCACAAGCUCUUCAUCAUGUUGACGUACAGCCCGCUCCUCAUCAACCCCGAGAGCUACCUCGCGCUCUACGAGCAGUUGGAAAACCCGCUCGACAACGCCCUGAAGACCCUCCUCAUCAGAAGACUCUUGUUCCACAGACAGUACGAAAAGUGCUGGAAAAUCUGCUUGGAGACCUACACAUCGCUCACCGACCUCGAGGACUUCUUGGACGUGGCCUUCCAGGCGUUUGAGGAAAACGACAACCUUGCAUUUGGCCUACUCGAGUUGCUCAUAGCUUCCCAGACCGAAGAAAUCAACCCGGGGUUCAGAAACCACAUCGUGGACAUCUGUAGCUUGAAGUACAAGAUCAGCAAAGAAUGGAUCCAGCUGAACUUGUCCUUGUGGCUUGAGCUCGAUAACCUCCAGAACAUCGAGGACUUUUCUGCGUUCAAGGCCUCAUAUAACAUCAACGACAGGAACUCCCAGAUGCUAUACCUCAAGAAAUUGUUCGAAACCAUUCAGCAUAACUCACCAAACCAACAAGAAAUCGCACACUUGAUACAGGAACAUGGGGAUAUCACGAAGUAUCCGGGCUGGCUUUCUGUGGUGGGUCCACAAUUUGCACAUUCAUCUAAUUUUCCGUUCCUGAAGGAAUGGAAAACUCCCAUGAUAGCUACAGCAUUAUCUAAGUACGUGGAAACCCUUGCAGACUCCACCAAUUUGAAUGCAAAUGAUGUGGUAUACCUCAUUAGGUCCAACCCCAAUUUUGAUGCCUACCAAACCUACCAGGCAUACCAUAAGAAUGGCAAAAAAUCCAACAAGUACAUCAUCAACUAUCUCUUGUCUAAAUUGAAUGAGGCUGGAACCAUUGAACAGAUCAACUCCGUACUUGCGGAACAUUUCCAAGUACUCGACGACUCACCUUUAAUUAAAUCAAUAAGCCGUGUAUACGUCGAGUCACACCAAAACUUUGCAUCGUGUUUCAAGCAAUUGAACUCAUUACCACAAGAUAGGAAGGAAAAACUCAUUCCUGAAUUUCUUGACUUAGCAUUUUCAUCACCCAUCCCAAUUCAUGAUGUCCACAAAUUAAUUAAACAAUUGCAUUUCUCAUACAACCCAAAAGGAAUCAGGAAUGUGCUACGCAAAGUAGCCAACGGAGAAUACCCAAGAGACGAACAACUUCAUUUUUACCGCUUGUUAGCAUCUGAUGAUCAAUUACUUUCCAAGCAAAUGGUGCUAGAAUUGUUCAGAUCGAUGCUAUUGCGAUCCAAUAUAUACGAACACACGUUGAUCGGAGAUAUGUUUGAAAAGCUCUUAGAACUUACGCUUCGUAAAGAGGUUAUUUUGGCGAGAAGCGAAGGAUCCAAUCAGAAGUUCCACCAUGACAUUCAAAAAUUACUUUUCUUUGCUACUUCCAAGGAAAAGGCAGAUUUCCAUAAUGCUCUUCGAGCUUUUGGCCAAACCAUUUCACUAAUGGAAGCCAAGAAUAUUGCUACGGUGAUCUACAGUAUCAACGAACGAUUCCAAAGCGGUCAAUUUACGUUCGUGACUUCCGUAUAUGGUAAAGAUUACAUAAUGAAUAAUUUAAUGUUGGAAGUCAUGAGGUUUGUUGAACGCUCUGGAGAUUCCACUUCGGGGAUAUUGAAAAUGAGGGACAUAAUUUCGACGUUGAAUGAUUCCAAUUCUCAGAAGGAAGCACUUGCCACAGCGCAGUCAUCAUUAUUUAAAUUAAUGAUCAAAGAUGAUCCCACAAAGGCAGUGAAACUUCUACAACUUUAUCAAACCACAAAAGCAAAGCUAUCGGGGAAAAUUACUUUUAUGAUCCUUGGAAUUUUGACUUCACCGAAGUUGGAUAUCAAUCAGAAGAUACAGUUUUUCAAAUCAUUCUUAGAUAAAUUGAAAGAAUAUGGAUACAAUUAUAGAAUUAGACAAGUUAUUAUUCAUCAAGUGAUGAAGGUUUUAAGAGAUGACAAGUUAAAACUUUCACACGAUUCAAAAAUCUGGUUGUUUGGGAUACUUCAAGAAGUUAAAGGAACCAAACGGGUAGUUGAAAAACUGAUCAAGCAAAAGAGAAAGGCCCAAAAUUCAAGGGCAAGUAAUUAGGGAACAAUCAUAGAAUACUGUAUAUAUUGUAAUAUAGAGCAACAAAGGAUUUUGC
Messenger RNA from Suhomyces tanzawaensis NRRL Y-17324, 2350 nucleotides. RefSeq lists its product as uncharacterized. The record is from RefSeq and is a predicted model, not a curated record. The transcript has a single exon. Bases 19 to 2295 code for a protein of 758 amino acids. Lineage: Eukaryota; Fungi; Ascomycota; Pichiomycetes; Serinales; Debaryomycetaceae.